GCGGUAACCAUAAUAAUACAACAUUUGCAGAUGGAUAACUGUGGUUGAAGUUUUGAAGACCUUAUUUAAACACAGCUUCGCCUCAAUGUGAUGAGUUUAUUAUAAAGGAACAAGGAUAUUACUGUAUUUACGCGUAUCUUCGCCAUUAGCUGUCAAGAACAUUGAGACAUUUCACUUGGUGAUUGUGAUCAAUCAACAUCAAGUCGAUUUUCAUCAUAACAACUGUUGAUUGAUUUGAAAAAUAUCGCAUUGGAAGUUAGCGUGACUUAUAAUAAUUAUAUUACACGACACUUAAUUUAAAGCGCCCAAGAGAAGAAGGGAAGCCGAUCAUCAUGGCAGUAUACUUUGAUCACAAAGUAGAAAAGCCGAUUGCUGGCCCCAGUGUGGAUAUCGCCUGGCAUAGUGUGCGACCGUUGUUAGCUGUUGCCUCAAGAGGCGAUGGUGGAGGUGGUACCGUACAUGUCUACAGGGAAGAGGGGGAAUUACUGGAGCAUGCCACAAUGCAGAGAGCAUGUCCAUCCAUGUCAUUAGAUUGGCAUCCAAUCAGACCUAUAGUGGGUGCCGGUUGGGAGAAUGGUGAAAUACUUAUAUGGAAUGAGCAAGAAAGAGAACUCUACUGGGCUGAACAUAUUCAUAAACAUGAAGUGGUCUUAUUGAAAUGGAGUCCCAAUGGCACUCGACUUGUGUCUGGUGAUAAGAAUGGUUUGUUAGUGGUAUGGAGAGCAGACCCAAGGGGUCGAUUGCAACCCGGUCCUCUUAGUAAACAUGAACUGCCACAAAUAUUAACUCAGUGUGUCUUUAAGCCUUCUGUUAAUCCAGAUACUGCUGCUGACAUGGCUGCCUUAGCACGUGCAGCAGUUAGCGGUGAUGAGAGUGCCUUAGAUAUGUUUAGUUGGAAAAAGGGCGGUAAAGGCCCUAUGAAGGUAUCAGGAGAUCCCGAUGCACAAACAUGCUUUAUAGGAGGGUCUGAAGGAAAUGCCUUUUAUGUUGAUGAGAAAGGUGGAUGUAAAGCUAUUUUCAAUGCUGAUGGUGCUAUCAGAAAGUUACUCUAUAAUGAAUAUAAGGAUAUAUUGGUGGUUGUUACUGAGUCACUUAUGCUGUCACAGUUUAGUGUCUCCCCAGAAGGACAUGUACAAGAGUUAAUGAAGGUUAAGCUCAGUGGUAAACAAGGUGAAUUUGAUGCAAUCUGGGCUGGUAGAGGACUACUAGCUAUUGCAACAGGAGAAACUGUUAUUAGAAUGUGGGAUUUGGAUCGUGAUGAUAACUAUGCCUUAUCAUUAGAUGGACACCAAGGUUUUGAAACAGGAGAUUAUAUCAAUUGUAUUUCAUUCUGUGAUGCUAAAGGUAUCUUGGCUGGUGGUACAAACAAUGGCCGAGUAGCUCUAUGGAGAUUCUCACCAGCACAAGGACUAGCAGGUAGAAGGCAGGAAGGUGAACAGAAAUGGAAGUUACAGGCACCUGCCAACUGUGAUGGCAAUAUUUUACAGAUAUCAUGGGGAUCCAGUAAAAAUUUACUAGCUAUUAAUAAUAUUGCUAAUGUUAUAAUACUUCAUGAACAUGUGAUGAGUUCACAUUUCAAAGAUGGGGUUGCCUGUGUACAGACGUCACCCAGUAUAUUGGCAGUAGAUAUGUACAAUUCAGGUAUACAUCAUGAUCUGAAAACAGAUAUUCAUAUCAAGGGAGUCUACACAACCAGAGACCAUGUGGCAAUAUGGAAUGGUAGGAAAGUUGUCGCUUAUGAGAUUGGACCAACAAUUAGAUGCCUAGGUACGUUUUCAACCGAAUCCAUGUUAAUAGCUAUAUUUGAUCAGAAUGUGUAUACUACAGAACCGGGUAAACUCCAAAUUAGAACAUUCCAGGGUACAGUAAAACAACUGUUAUCAUUUAAUGAACAAGAAGGAGAAGUCAUAGCUAUAGACAUCAAUGGUUAUUACUUAGUUGUUGCCACAUCAACCGGUUAUCUUAAAAUAUUUGACCUAUCAAGGAGGGAAGCUAAGCUCCAUGCCAAUCCUAAAUAUAUACAUGAUUCAGUCUCUAAAUUGGGUAGUAUAGUGUCUAUCAGAGUUAAUUGUAAUGGUACCAAGAUUAGUAUACUCUCUAAUAAGACGGAUGGUACAUGUGACCCAACGUUAUAUGUCUGGGAUGUUGAUAUGGACAACGUUAGUCAUUUUGACUUUGCUGUUGGCCAUGGAGAUCAGGAUGAUUUCACUCCACAAGAUGAAAGUACUGAGGACCAAACUGAUGAAGAAAGAUUGAUGCAGUACCAAGGUGUUCAAAUCUAUCAUUAUAACCCAGUAGCUGGCCCCACCUGGGGUCGUUCAGAGGCUGCCCGUGACAUAGCAGGCCGAUAUCCAAUAUCCCAUUAUUGGGAUCCGCAGGAACCCAAACUAUUGGUAUGUGAAGCAAAGCUUUCAGCUGCUGCCGUGGAAAUGAACACACCAAAAAAGUCAGCACUUGCUUCAGCAAUGUAUAUACCUCCAGAAGUCGUGAUCGUUUCAUUAUUUAGUACGUUAGAACAUGGUGUAAUGCUACAAGAUAGUUUUCCAUUGGGUGCCACACACAACUCAUUGAUUGGCCUUGAAGUUCCUUAUUUCUACUUUGUAAAGAAGAGCAGUGAAAUUGGUCAAGACGAUCCUCACAGCCCAUUGUCUGGUCUUGGUAACAAUAUCGGCAGACAAGUUAUGAGAGAUUUUGUUGGACUGGAAGAUGGUGAUAAGAGUGCAAGGGAUGCCAUGAUGAAUUUUAGCUACUAUCUUACCAUAGGAAACAUGGACGAAGCAUUCAAAGCUAUCAAACUCAUAAAAAGUUGUGUUCCAGUAGAAGGGACAUGUUACUCCAGUCUGUUACUUAGUUUAGAAACCAUUCCAGAUGGUAUUCUUGAGUUUUGUAACCUGAACUGUGUUGUGUUGCACAAGCUGUGCAUCAUCCCCUGGAAACCCCAUGCUGAAGAUGCUGAAAGACUAUUUAAGACAUGUAAACGUUAUGAUCUUUUAAAUGAUUUCUAUCAAGCAAGUGGUCAGUGGAGUAAGGCUAUGGAGACAGCUGAGCUUCAUGAUAGAAUACAUUUGAGAACUACUUACUAUAAUUAUGCAAAACAUUUAGAAGCCAAAGGAGACAUCAAUGGUGCAAUACCAAACUUUGAGAAAUCAGACACCCACCGAUUUGAAGUACCCAGAAUGCUGUUUGAUGAACCGCAGGCGUUAGAAGCUUAUAUCAUGAAAACAAAAGACAAAGCACUACGUAAAUGGUGGGCACAAUACAUGGAAAGUACAGGAGAAAUGGAAACCUCAUUACAAUUCUAUGAAGCUGCUCAAGAUUUCCUAUCCCUGUGUAGAGUAUACUGUUAUUGUGGUAAUAUGGAGAAAGCAGCUGAGAUUUGUAAUGAAACAGGAGACAGAGCAGCAUGUUAUCAUCUUGCUAGACAAUAUGAAAAUCAGGACAAUGUGAAAGAGGCCAUACAUUUUUUCACAAGGGCCCAAGCAUACAGCCAGGCAAUACGCUUAUGCAAGGAGCAUGGUAUGGAAGAUCAGCUGAUGAAUCUUGCCUUGAUGAGUACUCAAUAUGAUAUGAUAGAAGCAGCUAGGUACUAUGAAAACAACUCUAAUACACAAGACAAAGCUGUUAUGCUGUAUCAUAAGGGUGGCCAUUUCUCAAAAGCAUUAGAUUUGGCGUUCCGGACCGAACAGUUUGGUGCCUUGCAGUUAAUAGCAGAUGACCUAGAUGACACUACAGACCCAGUGUUACUCAAUAAAUGUGCUGAAUUUUUCAUGGAGCAUGGCCAGUAUGACAAAGCUGUGGAAUUACUUGUAGUCGCUAAGAAGUACUUUGAUGCCUUAGAACUGUGUGUACAACAGAGUGUGACAAUUACAGAGAAAUUAGCAGAGAAAAUGACUAUACCAAAAGACACUCCUCAAGUCAAUAAUGAUACUAGAAUUAAACUAUUAGAAAAGAUAGCUGACUGCUGCUUUACACAGGGUGCUUAUCACCUAGCAACCAAGAAAUAUACACAAGCUGGUAAUAAAGUCAAGGCGAUGAGAGCUUUGUUGAAAUCAGGAGACACUGAGAAAAUCGUUUUCUUUGCUGGUGUGUCAAGACAGAAGGAGAUAUAUGUUAUGGCUGCCAAUUAUUUACAAUCAUUAGACUGGAGGAAAGACCCAGAAAUUAUGAAAAAUAUUAUUGGGUUUUAUACAAAAGGUAGAGCAUUGGAUUCACUGGCUGGCUUCUAUGAUGCAUGUGCACAGGUUGAAAUUGAUGAGUAUCAGAACUAUGACAAGGCCCUAGGUGCAAUGAGUGAAGCUUAUAAAUGUUUAACCAAAGCCAAGAUGAAGAAUAUCUCACAGCAAGAAGAACGAAUUGCAAAUCUUAAACAUAGAAUAGGAUUAGUAAAGAAAUUUGUACAGGCAAGAAGGUUAUAUGACGAUGAUGCAGAAGAAGCUAUGAAGCAAUGUCAGAUACUUUUAGAAGAACCAGAUUUAGACAGUGCUGUUAGAAUUGGUGAUGUCUAUGGCUUAAUGAUUGAACACUAUGCUAGACAAGAGAACUACAAGAGGGCAUAUUCAGCAAUGGAGGAGAUGCGUAAUCGGAUCCCGACUGUAAACAUGGCAUAUUAUGUGAACAUGGCAACCAUUGAGGCUGUACAUCGAGCAUUAGAGAUACCGCUGGGGAGGGGCAUUGGUGCAGAUAUAAAGGGAGGAGGGGGUAGAAUCAGUGAUGAUGAAGAUGGAGAAGUAGUCGAAGAAGAAAUUUACAAUGGAGAAGAGUAUUGUUGAGGAAUUUCAAGAACUAUAUUGUGAAAAAAUGACUGAAUCUGGAUACCGUGUAGCUUUGUGUGCUGUACGGAUAUUUUGUUCGUACUGUGGUGAUGACAUGUAGAAAUACUGUAGGUAGGAUAUCAUAUAGCGUGGGGAUGACAAUGUGUACGCUGACAGAUCUGAAAGUCUUUUGUAAUCCUUCCACAUAGAUGUAAGAGUCAAACACUGACAUGCACAUAGUUUUCACCACAAUUAUUAUCCGUUAUCCAUUUUGUUUACUGUGCCUUUACCUGCCUUUCAAAUGAUAUAUAGAGCAUCUUGUAGUCAUUCCGUCCUGUCAAGCAGCUACACGGUACUCAGCUUGUUUUUUAAAAUAAAUAUAAUUUUGAAUGCUUAAAUUUGGUGAUUCCUUGUUCAAGGGUCAGCAAUAAGUUUACCCGUUCAGUGCACACAGAUAUUGCAGAGAACUUUUUAUUCAAGGCUAGUGAUGGUAUCCAGAUUGCAAGUUGAACUUUCCAUUCUCACUUUGAUUGCUGUCUCAUAUUUUUUACAUAAUUUAUUUUAUCAGAAAUAGAUUUGAAA
Molecule: messenger RNA, 5333 nt
Organism: Saccoglossus kowalevskii
Lineage: Eukaryota; Metazoa; Hemichordata; Enteropneusta; Harrimaniidae
Product: intraflagellar transport protein 140 homolog
Biological process (GO): intraciliary retrograde transport
Cellular component (GO): intraciliary transport particle A; ciliary basal body; axoneme
Molecular function (GO): protein binding
Source: RefSeq, a predicted model, not a curated record